CUUUCCUUGAUACACUCUCUCUAUCCCCCCUUAGUUUCCUCUUGUUUGCUGUUUUCUACCAGCAAGCACUCCCCCCUCCAUCUAAUUCAUGAGCAAUGACGCGUCUAACUCCCAGCGUCUAAACCAGUCUGAGACUGGCCAGGCGUUGAGGACCUCCCCCUCCCCCUCCACCUCCUCCUCCACCGGCGGACUCUACGUCCCGCCGCAUCUGCGUAACGCCGGCGGCAACUCCGGUGCCUCCAGCUCCCCCGGGUCUCCGGGCGGCGGUAACCACCGCUCUCCCAGCGGCGCCUUCCAGAAGGGCGGCGACCGCCGUGGUGGUCGUGGUGGCGGCUUCGGGGGCAACCCCCACGGUGGCCCCGGUGCCGGUGGCCCUCGUGGCCCGCGCAACUCCCAUGCCGGUGGCCCCCACUCUGAUGGCUGGCGUGCCGGCCGUCAUGGUGGCUACGGUGGUGCCUCCGCCUCUUCCCGUGCUUCCCCGGAUCCCACCAGCCCGGAUGGCAUGGCUGCCCCUGCUGCCGGCAACGCCUACACCCCGGCGCCCCGCUGCCCCGAGCGCGAGAAGGCCCUCUUCGGUGAUAUCCAGCCGUCCGGCAUUAACUUCGAGCAGUACAAGGAGAUCCCGGUCGAGAUCUCCGGUAGCAACCCCCCCGAGCCCAUCGAGUCGUUCAAGGAGUCCCCUCUGCAUGACCUCCUGCAGGAGAACAUCAUCCUUUCCGGGUACACUGUCCCCACCCCGGUGCAGCGCUACUCCAUCCCCAUCACCCUGGACAACCGCGAUCUGAUGGCCUGUGCCCAGACCGGUUCCGGUAAGACCGGUGGCUUCCUCUUCCCCAUCAUCUCGCAGCUGAUGAAGUCCAAUGCUCCCCGUCGGGCUGGCGGCCGCUCUCGCAACCCCUCGGCCCUGAUCCUGACCCCUACUCGUGAGCUGGCCAUCCAGAUCCACAAGGAGGCCGAGAAGUUCACCUACCGGUCUCACAUCAGCUCCAUCGUCAUUUACGGUGGUGGCGGCAACAUGCAGGACCAGAUGCUCAAGCUGCGCAGCGGGGCCGACAUCAUCGUCGCCACGCCCGGCCGUCUGACCGACAUGAUCAAGCGCGACCUCAUCUCCCUGACCGACAUCCAGUUCCUGGUUCUCGAUGAGGCCGAUCGCAUGUUGGACAUGGGCUUCGAGGAUGACAUCAAUGCCAUUGUCAAGAGCUCCAACAUGCCGCCCCCGGGUGUCCGUCGGACUCUGCUCUUCUCGGCCACCUUCCCCGAGCUGAUUCAGCGCCUGGCCCAGGAGUUCCUGCACGACUACAUCUUCCUGACGGUCGGCACGAUUGGCGCUGCCUCGCACAAUGUCGACCAGACCAUCGUCAGCGUGUCGGACAAUGACAAGCUGACCUUCCUCCAGGAUCUCAUGGACAACUUCCAGAAGCGCCGCGAGUCCGAGGGUGGUCUGAUGCUGGUCUUCGUCGAGACCAAGCGCUCGGCCAACCUCCUGGACACCCUGCUGUCCAAGGCCGGCUUCGAGACCACUUCCAUCCAUGGUGAUCGUGACCAGUCCGAGCGUGAGAUUGCUCUGGAGAUGUUCCGUUCCCACAAGACCCCCUUCCUGAUUGCCACCGCCGUGGCUGCCCGUGGUCUGGAUAUCCCGAAUGUCACCUUCGUCGUUAACUACGACAUGCCCAAGGAGAUUGAUGAGUAUAUCCACCGCAUUGGCCGUACCGGUCGUGCUGGUCACCGUGGUCGUGCCAUGACCUUCUUCUCGGCCCGCGAUGCGCCGGUCGCCCCGGCUCUGGUUAACCGCCUUCAGCUGGCUGGCCAGGAGGUCCCGGAGUUCCUGCUCGCCAUGACCCGCGACGCUGGGCGCACCCAUCGCCGUGGCCCGGCGCCCGUUCGCCCGAGCUUCGCCUCCCAGGACUUCCGUGAGAACAUGCAGUCCUCGGGCGCGGCGGCGACCCCCGGCGCCGGCGGCGCGCGUGGCAACAACCGCGGCAGCGAUCACAUGCUGAUGAUGAACAACGCCGCCCCGACUCCCUACUCUUCCUUCACUUCCAACCGCGGCCACUCCCUUCCCUCCGCCUGGGACUGA
Messenger RNA from Fonticula alba, 2077 nucleotides. RefSeq lists its product as hypothetical. Bases 89 to 2077 code for a protein of 662 amino acids. NCBI's taxonomy places the organism in Eukaryota, Rotosphaerida, Fonticulaceae. Gene Ontology annotation, molecular function: ATP binding; RNA helicase activity; RNA binding. The record is from RefSeq and is a predicted model, not a curated record. The transcript is spliced from 4 exons. Gene Ontology annotation, cellular component: nucleus.